This is a messenger RNA of Macrosiphum euphorbiae (potato aphid), 7734 nucleotides long. Lineage: Eukaryota; Metazoa; Arthropoda; Insecta; Hemiptera; Aphididae. The record is from the annotation of a GenBank genome assembly.
AUGGAUAAUCCUGAAGCAACUGAAAACUCUAUAUGUGAAACGUCCCAACAAGAUCUAUCAUCCAUUGAAAAUAACUGUCAGCCAGUUGAAAAAGUAUUGUUGAACAAUGAUUAUGCAGAACCUUUAAACAUUGUAGAUCAAAUUAGUAAUUCCGAAAACCAAAUACCUGUAGACUCAACUGAUGUGAGUUCUCAAAAUGCAAAUGUUCCUGCUGAACCGGGUACAAUUGUUCCAACCGAUAAUUCUUUGCCACCUCUUCCACCACUUCCUAAAAGCGAAAAUGGACAAUUGCCACAACCACCAGCAGCACAAAACCCGGCUGAUUACAACAUGCAAAACUAUGCGAACUACAAUAAUUAUAUGUACAACUAUAACAAUUAUUAUGGCUAUCCUUAUCCUCAAUACCAAUGGGAUUAUAAUAGUCAACAAUAUUAUCAACCAUAUCAAAAUUAUUACAAUUAUAAUUUUAAUCAAGCAAAUCAAACCCAAACAUCAAAACCACCUCCACCGCCACCUGAUUCUGUACAAUUGCCAGUUGAAGAAAAGCCAGCUAAUAAAACAAACGCUGCAUUUGACGACUCUAAUAGAUAUUCUCCUACGGCAGAAACUGACGAUGAUGAUCCUAUAAAAGGAUUAUCCGGAGGAUUAUCUGAAAACUAUAAACCUGAUGUUCUUAUUGAAAAACCUACACAAACUACAAAUGCUGCCCCUUUUGAAACUGUGACAUCUGAACUAAUUGGGGAGCAACAAAACAUACCAGAGAACAUUGAAAAUAUAAUUCAACAGACCGUUGACCCCCUAGCCUUGCCUAUGAUUACACCAGAGAAACAGCGAGUACCUGUGAUUUCCCAGGUGCAACCAUACAAUAGUCAGGUUCAACAACUUAGCUAUCAAAUUAAUCCUCAAAGUCAAAUGCAAUCAACUGAAACAAUUAAUGAGGUAGUAAAUCAACAGCAAACCUCACCUGCAAUGAACGGCAAAGAUGACUCUAUUGAGAAAGUGUCCAAAGCAUCAACGGUAUUGGGUAAAUCCCAAGCCAAAAAACGCCUAAUGGCAUUUUCAAUGAUGAAACAAAAGUUACAAGAACAAAAUAAUUCGGUUAUUGAUAAUCAGAAUUCAGACAUUGGAGAAGGAAAUGAUGUGGAAUUUGUACCGGAACACAAUGUUUUUCAAACUGUUACAAAGAAAAAAGUUGUUACUAAUAAAAAAGUUGCUAAAGUUAUCAAGGCUCAACAAACGAUUGAACAAAUUGAAGAAAUGAAGAAAGAUGAACUGUUACAAGGAAAUAAUGCAGCUUUAUAUCAACAUCUUUUGAGAAGUGGUGGCAAUGAAGCUCCAAUCCUUCAGAAACUUGGUAUAGAGUCAUUGGCAGAAAAAUAUUCAGCUAAGAUAAGAGAACAGGAUAAGCGCUCAAGUAGACACCAUCACAGGCGUCGAGAUGAAUCUAGAAGAGGCCACAAAUAUCGUCGUCGUUCACAUUCAAAAUCCAGGUCUAGGUCAAGAUCAACAGAAAAGCCAAAGAUGCGAGCCCUAGAAGUCAAAAGUUGGAAAGAUUUUGUCAAGGGUGGAUUUCAUUUCGACAAAUUUAGAAGAUUCAAAAUGGAUGAAGCUGAGCAAAUAAAAGAUAAAGAGCGGAAGUCUAGAAAAAAGAAAAGGCAUGGAGACUCAAGAUCUGAUAGCAAGAACGAUAAAAAUGAAUCUAACAUACUUUCCGAAACAGAAAAAGGAACCGGAGAUCAGAAAUUACGCCACAACUUAUUAGAUCGCAAAAAAGAAAUUCUUAAGGGUCUUGAGGUCAACACACUUGAAGGAGACUUUACUAAGGAUUUCCCCAGUUACAUUAUUCGAUGCACUAAAAAUAAGCCAUCCAUAAAGUUUAGUGAAAAUCCAGCAAAUGCCACUUAUCAUCUUCAGAACAGACAGCAAAUGUUAGCCACACUUCUUCCAGAAAUUGAAGCAAUUGUACUCAAGUUCUUAUCUGCAAUGAAACCAAAAAAGCUCAAAGAAAACUGCUAUACUGAUAAUAACUAUAAUAACAUAGACGAAAAACUUUUAGUUAUGAUGAAAGAUAAAAAUAUUUAUCCAUUCAAAGGUUGGUGGCCAAAAACAAAUUUUAUUAUAACUCAAGUCAAAGAAGAUCCAAAUAUUGAAAUAGAUGAAGAUGUAUUAAUGAAUGAAAUUACAACUAGUAAACGAACUAAAAAAUCUAGAUUUAAUGAUGAUACAUCUCUUGUUGAAUUAAGGCCUACUGUUCCAUCCAAAUGGGAUAGUGAUUAUGACGGUAGUCCAGCUGCCGAGAAUAAAGUAGCGUAUGUUGGAGUAACUCAAAGUGUAGAAAUUAAUACUAAUGAUAAUGUCUGCUCAAUUCAAAGAGAAGAAAACAAUCCUUUGGACAUAAGCCACCAAGAAGAAGCCAUGGACACUGCUUCUGAUGUUGGAGAAGACGAACCAAAAAUUGAAGUUAACGUUUGUCCAGCUCUACCUGUUCAGAUUCAAGAACCACAAGGACACACUAAAUUGAAUACAGAAUAUGAAGAAUUUUUGAAAAUUGUUAAAGUUGAUAAGGAGGAAAGUGAACCUGCUACUAAUAUAACUAUUCAAAAAGAUAAUGAAAACAACUUAUCAAUGAAGUCUUCAUCGUUGAAUGAUGAUUCUGUGCAAGACGAGUCUGAUGAGUAUAUGUCCAAUAAGUCUUCAGUAGAAUCUGUUUCAUUACAAAAUGCUGCUGAAGAGUCUGAUUCAAAUGAUAGAUCAUUUAUUGAAGAAUUACCUACUCUUGAUUUAAAGUUUAAAAGUAAGAAAAAAUCAUCUAGUAAAAAGUCUAGAUCGUUUAAGAAUAAAGAAAGUAAAAAGAGAAGACAUAAAUCAAGUUCCAGUGAAAGUUCACAAGACUCAGAAUCAGAAAGUGAUAGCAGUUCAGAUGAUAGUGAUUCUGAAUCAUCAGAUUCAACCUCUACAAUUGAAAAAAAGAAAAAAAAGAAAUCAAAAAAUAAGAAGAAAAAAAAAACCAAAACAAAUUACAAAAAGAAACACAGGGGUGAUAAGAAUAAAACUAAAAGUCCUGAAGAUGAAAAAGAUGCUAAUAGUAGUAUUCUCAACUUAAUCGAAAAAGCAUUGAAUGUUGAAAUUAAAAAGAGACCUUUAGAUAGUAAAGAACCUAAACAGAAAAAAAAGAAAAGGAAACACGAAAAAAAUAAAAAUAUGGUAAAUGAAGAGAAUGAUGACAAAUUUGAAAAAGUUAAGGAUUGUUUAAAAGAAACAAUUACAAAAUUGGUUAAAACUGAAAAAGUAAAUAAAAACCAGUCUCUUUCAUGCGAUGACACUGUCAUUGAAGUAUUAAAAUAUUUAAAUGACAAAGAAAAAAAGAAUAAAAAAUCAAAGAAAAGUUUGAAAAGAAAGCAUGACUCAGAUAUUACUGAUGAUGAGGAAACUCCAAAAAAAUCUAGAUUAGUUGAUAGUUGUUCAAAACCUAAAUAUAAUGAAAAGAAAAAAAAGAGUAAAAAGAAGAAAUCUGUCGAUUCAGAUGAAUAUAUGACUAAAAAAAAGUCUAAAAAAAAAUCUAAAACUACUGAUACUUCAGAGGCUGAAGAUGUAGAGGUAUUAAUCCAAAAUAAAAGUAAUGAUUCAAAUCAGUUUUUUGAAUUGCGACCCAAUGAGUGGAACAUAAUUAAAAAAAGUUCCAGGAGGGGAGUCGUCCAUCACUCGGAAGUAAAAAAUAAGAAAAAAACAUCACCUGUACAUGAUACUAGAAAACGCAAUAAAAACAUUAAACAAAAAAAAUCUGAUUCCCUUAAUUCAAUUGAUAUAUAUUCUCCUACAAGUAUUAGUAAAAAUAAAUGUGAAAUAUCUAAGUUGCCUGAUGUAUUUAAAGAAGAAAACGUUGUGGAAAAAGAAAGAAAAAAACAAUUGUUAAGGCUCAACAAAAAUAUCAAUAGUGAUAAAAUUGACAAUGUUUCAAAAAAUAUAGUUAAAGAAAAAAUGUUAAUCAAUUUUACAAACUCUGACAGUGAACCUAAUGAAGAAGUAGAGAAGUGUAUUGAAGAAAAUCAUGAAAUGUCAAACAAAUCUGCUGACAAGUGUCCUAAUGAUAUAUUUAAACUUAAAAAUGACUUACAACAAUCAAUAUAUUUGAAAAAUGAUAAUAGUGAACAGCAUAAUCCGGAUAAAGAUCUUAAGAGUAAUUUUAAACCACAAACCCAAAGCACACCACCAAUUGAUCCCUAUGAUAAUACACCUAUUAUUUGUACUAUUAUUAAACCUGUUACAGAAACCAUAUCGUAUAGGGACAAAGUAAAAAUGAAUUUAAAGAAGCUUUCAUCUUGUCAAAAUAUACCGUUUGUAUUUGGAUUUUCUUCACCAAUUAGCCUAAUGAAAUCGAACAAUUUUAAAUUUGAUAAAGAUCUUAAAGUGACUAAAGAAGAAAAAAAAUCUUAUGAAGAUGAACCAAAAGUAAACGAUCCAAAAAUUAAUGAAACACAAUUUUCAAAGUCUGAUGAACCCAAAGUAGAUGAUCCAAAAAUUGAUGAAACACAACUUUCAGAGUCUAAUGAACCCAAAGUAGAUGAUCCAAAAAUUGAUGAAACACACCUUUCAGAGUCUAAUGAACCCAAAGUAGAUGAUCCAAAAAUUGAUGAAACACACCUUUCAGAGUCUGAUGAACCCAAAGCAAAUAAUUUUCCUAAAACACAAAUAGAAAUCCCGGAUGUAACCGAAAAAGAAUUACUUAAAAACAAUAUUGAAACUAAUGACAAAACAUUAGAUCAUAGUUAUGAUUGGGAUGACUCUGAAGAAUCCGAUACAGACCAAUCACCAAUUACAAGCACUAAUUCAUCAGAACAUUCAAGUGAUGAAGGAGAAAAUGAACAACUUUAUUCAAAUUUAUUGAAAAAUGACUCACCAAAUAUUAUAUCUACUAAAAAUGAAACUUUCUCAAAUUAUAAUGAAUCUAGAGAACUUGAGGAACUUACAUCUAAUGUAUUUGAAACAAAUAGUAGUUCUGAGUCAGUAAUCAAAGAAGAAGUACUUCCUUUAGAAGAUGACAAUUUUAUUAUAGAGAAACAAAUAACUACUUUGUCAAAUUUUACUGAUUCCUCUAAACAAAAUUUAGAUAAUAAUACUGAAGGUUUACAAAAUGAUGUUAUGUCAGUUAAAAUGGACAAAAAAGAUUCAGAUCCUGUGGAAUCCCAAAGGUCUAGCAUCGAUUUAAUAGAAGUUACUAAAUCCAACAAUGAACUAAUUACCCAAUGGACGUCAGAUUGGAUUAAUUUGGAUAAGUCGGUUACUGAAAUUCAUCAUUCAAGCAAUUCUAAAUCUGGGGUUGAAGAAUUACAAUUAAAGAAGAAAUCGCGUUGGGACAAACAACCAAUGGAUAAUAAAAUUAGCAAAUCACAGAGGCUUAUUAAUGAACAGGAUGAGUAUAAGGAUGAAACUGAAACAAACAACUUAACUAAUGCACUAAAAGAUCCUAGUUCUCCAACUAACAAUGAAGAUGACCUUUAUAAUGAACAAAACCAAACAUGUGAAAUAAUGUCAAUAAAUUGCAUGAAUGAUUAUAAUGAAAUUAAUCCUCAUGUUUAUGAUGAUUAUUCUCAAACUUAUGAACAAUAUAGUGGUAUACCUAUGUAUUCUGAAAUGAAAACUAUUGAACAUGAUUUACUAAGUCCAAUUGACUAUAGUGUGUAUGAAAACUUUAAUCCUAAUUAUAAUUACGAUACUGAAGAUUACGAAAUGUGGAAAUCUGUAGAUACAGACACAUCUGAAUAUGGGAUGAUAAAAGCAAUUCCAACAACUGAUGAAACAGUUUCACACUUGAUCGAUGUUUUUGAACAUUUUCCUCCCGACAAUAUUUCUGUUGAUCAAGUUGAAUCUUCACAAGAGGAAGUACCAAAUGAAAACACUGAUACUAUUAUUUCAAAUCCUCAGGAGGUAAUUGUCAAAAAUGAAAAACCAGAUAGUGCAAGUCAUGAUGAACUAUUUGUCAAACUGUAUCAUCAACAUUUUCAACAUUACAAUCAAAAUCCAAUUAAAUACUCACUGAGUGAUCCUGUUAUAAUUAAUACAGACGAUGUCAAAGUGAAUAUUCCAGAUAUUUUGACACCUCAAGAAAAGUCGUCAGACACUGAUAAAAAAUCUGAUGAUAUAAUUUCCAUACCUGUACAAGGUCGAGCAUAUGUAUGUAUACUUGAAGACGAUAAUACCAAUCUUUAUCUCACCAGUGACAACUACAUGGCAUAUUGUGCUGUUGAGGAUAGAUGUAUGGUGCACAUAUCUGUAAAUACAUGUAGCCGUGAUGGAGUUGGAAAUGAUGUCAGACAUUGUUUCAAUGUAAGCUUAAAUGGAUCAAUAAAUGAGUAUUGGUUGCAUGCAGAUUUAAUUCCAUUUCAUGUUCCAUCUGAUGCUGAAUCAGGUGUGUUCAGUGAUGACGAGAUGGACUCUUUGGAUUCAGAUUCUGGUCAUGAAGAGGAUGUGGAUAAUGACAAUAACGAAAACGAAGAUCAUAUAAUUGAAAGUGAAUGGGAAAUAGUUGACGACAUUCAUGACAAUGUCAAUAGCUGGCUGGAUGAACCAUACAUACUUAAAAAAUAUAAAAUUAAGCAUGAUGAUAGUCCUAUCAAUCAAGAGCAGUAUGUGACUAGUUCCUCGGAAUGUGACACAGAUGGAAGUGAAUUUUCAGAUUCUUAUGUUGAAAUAUUUAACAAUAAACAAAAUAUUAAUGAAAAUCAUUUUCAAAAGCCACUUGAAACUAAAGAUGAUAAACACAUAUACCAAAAUGUGAUCAAUGUAGUGACGCCUACAAAUGUUUCUAAAAAUACUGAAAAUUCUGAUUUAUUAGUAAAAACUGAUGAGUGUAUAAAAUCAUCGGAACAAUUAGUUUUAGAUGUUGAAAUUAAAAAUGAUACGUUGAAGGUUAAUGAGAAUAAUCUAACUUCAGAAAUAAAUUCAGAGAACAAUGAUGCCUUGGGGGACUUGGUAGAAAAAUUAAACAAUGACAACGCCUCAGUAAUGUCAGAAGAAAAAGAAAACAACUAUGGAAAUGAUGCAGGCUUAUGUAUGAAAGAAGAAGUUACUGUUGCUGACCUUACAAUGAUGGAUACUAUUAUUAAUCAAAAGAUAUUAAUUCAGAAACUAAAAGUUCGUGCCAAAGAAAAGGUUCGUGAGAAACUGCCUGACACAAUAAUGAUUCGCUAUAGCGACAACAUGGAGACCAUUAAAUAUCCAUUCUUAGGACUGUUUCAGCCACCGACUAACAGUAUCCUAUCUAAACCAAGGUCUACCAAACCAACACGCACUUCAAACUUGUCUAAACGUGUGACUUUUGCUGAUGGAAUCCGUCCUGGAGACAAUUUGGCAGCAUCUCCAACCCAUGACGACGUCGGUCGUCCAUUAUCGCCUCCCCCUCUUAAAAGAUUAAUGAGGGAAACAUUAAAAUUCAAACGUAACAUGUAUCCAUUUAAAAAAACUAAGGUACGCACCAAAUUAACAAUGGUGAAAAAGAAAGUGGCCAAAGUAACACCUUCAAUUAAGGAAACCAAUCCAUCGGUCAUUGAGUAUUAUAUGAGCCGUCAUCGUCUUGCAGAGUUGCCUAUUGGACAAAUCCCCAAUAUUAGUUUCUUAAGUUCCCAUCAUUCAUCAAAUAAUAAUAAUGAGAGAACUGAAACGAUAUCUACACCACCUAGACCCACAAGAGAAGUCACUCCAGUGCCAUCUGAUACUGAGGGUUGGAAAUUGGAAUGA